UUUUAGGGGUUGCUGUGCGUUUUCCGACCCAUGCUCCAGAAGCAUUCUCUCCUGACGUUGCGCCCACAUCUCAGGGGUUGUGGAAUUUGGAGCCCCCUCCCUUUCCGGGUUGUCAUUUUCUUUUUUAGGUUUUUUUUUUUCUCGUGUCAGGAGCAACCUGAGUUGUUUCUGGAGUGAGAGAAUUGGCCGUCUGCAAGGACGUUGCCCAGGGGACAUUGCCCGGAUGUUUUGAUGUUUUACCAUCCUUAUGUUCCAGGAUGCUGAAUCUGAUCUCAAUCACAUCCAGGCCAUGUUGGAGUAUGAAAUGAGAAAAGGGCUCCCGGAUGGAUUAUCUCAAGAGGAAAACCCGUUGGUUCUCAUUCAGCAACUUUCCUUGGUGAAGUCUCGUUACCAAGCCGUGUGUGAACGGCUUCAAGAAAUCUCCGCCGAGAAGCAAGAGUCCAUGCGCUCGAUUCGUGCCACUCUUGCCAAGACGAUGAAGCUGGUUCAGGAAAUACAGCAUCACGCAGGCAUGGAGACUUCACCUCUUUCUGAAGAAGAACAGCUUGCAAUGCAACACUUAAUGCUCCACACGCCUGAAGUUACAGAAGCCCUGGCAAAACAGGAGUGUCCAAACACGAAUGCCACUGACGCCAAUUGACGUUGAAAAAUGAGGCCAUACCUUAAGUGACCUAUUUGUUUUUGUCAAAUAGUUUUUGUUGAUCAUUCUGGAUUUGUACAGAGGUCCUAAAAUGUUUGUAAGUAAGUUUAAGUGUUGAUGAAGCGUAUCCUAAUGUGCUAUGGUGUUCAUAUUGUGAAUAAAUAUAUUGAGAUUUAAACAACUUGAAGAUGCUUCCAACCAGCCAACACUGUUAAUGUUUCAUCCAAGUUGAGAACACUAAUGUGUUGAAGGCUUUCAUGGCUGGAAUCACAGGGUUGCUGUGUAUCUUUUGGGCUAUAUGGCCAUGUUCCAGAAAUAUUAAUAAAUAUUAUUGAUAAAUAUUAUUUAUAUUAAUAAUAGUAAUGUUUAGUAAUAUUGUUUAGUAAUGUUUAGUAAUAAAGCUUAUUACUAAUGUUUAGUAAUAAAGCUUAUUACUAAUGUUUAGUAAUAAAGUUUAUUAUUAAUGUUUAGUAAUAAAGUUUAUUACUGAUGUUUAGUAAUACAGUAGAGUCUCACUUAUCCAACAUAAACGGGCCGGCAGAACGUUGGAUAAGCAAAUAUGUUGGAUAAUAAGGGGAGAUGAAGGAGAAGCCUAUUCAACAUCAAAUUAGGUUAUGAAUUUACAAAUUAAGCACCAAAACAUCAUGUUAUACAACAAAUUUGACAGAAAAAGUAGUUAAAUAUGCAGUAAUGCUACAUAGUAACUACUGUAUUUAUGAAUUUAGCACCAAAAAAUCACGAUAUAUUGAAAACAUUGACUAAAAAAUGUGUUGGAUAAUCCAGAACGUUGGAUAAGUGAAUGCUGGAUAAGUGAGACUCUACUGUAGUUUAUUACUGAUGUUUAGUAGUAAAGUUUAUUACAGAUUUUAGUAGUAAAGAUUAUUACGGAUAUUUAGUAGUAAAGAUUGUUACGGAUAUUUGUUAAUAAAUGUUUAUUAAUAAAUAUUAUUAUUUAUUUAUUUUACUUCUGGAACAUGGCCAUACAGCCUGAAAAACACACAACAACCCUGAGAACACUAAUGUUUCAUCCAAGAUGAGAACACAUGUAUUUAUAGCCUUUUAUUAUUUGCACACCAUUCAGUACAGCUUUCAUAAAUUAAAAUUGGCUGUAAAUAGUCCAGUAUUCUAAAAAUAUUUUUGAAAUGCAGUGAUUAAAUAGAGAUGUUAAAUGGGGUUACUAGUUGUAAGUGUCCUUAUGAUAUGGAAUAACCCCUGACGAUGUUUUUCUUUUCAUUUUGAUCUUGUGAACUCUAGCUUUGCAGAAAUAUACAUUCCACACUUUUUACAAUUAUGAAGCAAUAAGAGCUUGUUUUCCUUCCAGAAAUGUGAACGGAUGAUGUACAUUCAAUAUUGUGUUGUCGAAGGCUUUCAUGGCCGGGAUCACAGGGUUGUUGUGUGUUUUCCGGGCUGUAUGGCCAUGUUCCAGAAGCAUUCUCUCCUGACGUUUCGCCCACAUCUAUGGCAGGCAUCCUCAGAGGUUGUAUAUAUGAACCCACUUGCCUAGUUUCCAACAGACCUCACAACCUCUGAGGAUGCCUGCCAUAGAUGUGGAUGAAACGUCAGGAGUGAAUGCUUCUGGAACAUGGCCAUACAGCCCGGAAAACACACAACAACUCUAUAUUCAAUAUUAUUCAUGACCAUCUUUUGUCAAUAGGCUCUUAAAGAGUUCCAUUUUGUCAGUUUGUGCCUAAAGAGAGAAUUCUAUAAUACUAUUUAUAAAUAAACAAACAUGAAAUAUG
Molecule: messenger RNA, 2379 nt
Organism: Anolis carolinensis (green anole)
Lineage: Eukaryota; Metazoa; Chordata; Lepidosauria; Squamata; Anolidae
Gene: ska2
Product: spindle and kinetochore associated complex subunit 2
Exons: 5
Coding region: 248-640 (130 amino acids)
Biological process (GO): chromosome segregation; cell division; mitotic cell cycle
Cellular component (GO): outer kinetochore; spindle microtubule
Molecular function (GO): microtubule binding
Source: RefSeq, a predicted model, not a curated record